This is a messenger RNA of Colletotrichum chrysophilum, 1731 nucleotides long. RefSeq lists its product as uncharacterized. Gene Ontology annotation, biological process: transmembrane transport. Gene Ontology annotation, molecular function: transmembrane transporter activity. The record is from RefSeq and is a predicted model, not a curated record. NCBI's taxonomy places the organism in Eukaryota, Fungi, Ascomycota, Sordariomycetes, Glomerellales, Glomerellaceae. Bases 1 to 1731 code for a protein of 576 amino acids. The transcript is spliced from 4 exons. Gene Ontology annotation, cellular component: membrane.
AUGUCAGCGCCAAAAGACGACAUCGUCGUCACCCGCGUGGACCGCGACACCCAAGGGAAACCCAUCCACGAGGCCACCGAAACAACAUCGCUGCUCAGCGCCGGCGCUUCAGGCAGCGAGACCUCCUGCGAAGACACAUGGCCCGGCUACGCAGACUUCGCAGACCUGCCCUGGUGGAAAACGCCAUCUGUCUACUGGCUCCUCCUCCCAUAUGCCCUCUUCACCCUCGCCUUUGGAGGCUCCCUCGUGCCUAAGCUGAAUCUGCACUUUGCGGACCAGACGGUCCUGGACCCGGCGUUCGUGUACACGCCCGUCGUGCUCGGGGCGGACAAUCCGCAAUGCUUCAUCCCGGAAGUGAAGAAGCGUGUGUCCAUGUUCACCCUGGCCAUUAAUCUCACCACCGGUAUCUUAUCCGCCAUCACUGCGCCCAGAAUGGGUCACUUGUCAGACCGUUAUGGCAGGAGGAAGCUGCUCGCCAUCGCAUCCGUCGGCGGUGUCGUCGCCGAAGCGACCGUCAUCCUGUGCGCCAACUUCCCCUGGACCUUCCACUACAACUGGCUGCUCGUCGGCGCCGUCGCAGACGGCAUCACAGGCUCCUUCACCGCCGGCAGCGUCCUCAUCAACUCUUACACGAGCGACUGCACCCCGCCCUCCAAGCGUGGCGUGCGCAUCGGCUACCUCCACGCCUGCCUCUUCACCGGCCUCGCCUUCGGGCCCCUGCUGGCCGGCUACUUCGUCACCUGGACCGGCAGCCUGCUCUCUGUUUUCUACGUCACCAUGGGCUGCCACAUCGUCUUCAUCAUCUUCGUCGGCUUCGUCGUCCCCGAGUCCCUCAGCAUCAAGCGCCAGCUGCGCGCCCGCGAGAAGCACGACCGCGAGCAGGAGGCCAAGGCCGUCGACAACUCCACCUGGGCCUCCAUCAAGGCCGCGAACCCCCUCGCGCCCCUCAAGGUCCUCUACCCCCGCGGCCCCGGCACCUCGUCUCGGCUGCGCAUCAACCUGCUCGCGCUCUCCUUCACGGACAUGAUCCUCCUCGGCGCCGCCAUGAGCGCCGGCACCGUCCUCCUGCUGUACUCCGAGUCCCCCGAGACGUGGGGCUGGGGCACCCUCGAGAGCUCGCGCUUCAUCUCGGCCGUCUCCAUGGUCCGCGUGCUGGCGCUGCUCAUCGUCCUCCCGACCAUCAACUACGUCUUCCGCGUCCGGCCCGCAGCCUACCGCCGGCGCGUCUCGGGCGUGUCCAUCGUGGAGUCGAACAACGGCGCAGACACCGUCGACACGUGGAUCCUCCGCUUCGCGCUCCUGUCCGACGUCACCGGCUCCCUCGGCUACCUCUUUGCCAGGAACGAGGCCGUCUUCGUCAUGUCCGGCAUGGUCACGUCCUUUGGCGGUCUGGGUAGUGCCACGAUCCAGGCCGCCAUCACGAAGCACGUCCCGGCGGAUCAGGUCGGCCAGCUGCUGGGCGCUAUCGGUGUCCUGCACUCCUUGGCGAGAGUCCUGGGCCCCAUUGCGUUCAAUACGCUAUACUACUCGACGGUCGGCACAUUCGACCAGGCCAUCUUUGUGCUCCUGUCCGCCCUGUUCGGACUGGCUUUGGUGGCCGCCUUCAUGGUCAAACCUAAUGUUUAUCUCGAGGAUAAGUAUGAGCCUGUCGGCAGCUCGGCACCAAGCAAUGCGAGCACCGAGAUCCUGGCAGAGGUGGCGGCGGAGGAGGAGUUGAUACCCAACAACUGA